AUGAAUAUGAUUUACAUUGAUUCUGUUCAAAUCAAGGUCAAACUUGUCGAGUAUCAAUAUGAUAAACCAGAAUCUAAACAACGAUAUCGAGAUAUGUGGGAUAAUAAAAUUCAAAUCUUUGCAAAAGAGUCUGACACGGAAAUAUUCGAGAGCGUGCCAAAACCAUUGAAAAGUUAUACACUCUCAAAUUAUGUAGAAGAUUUAUUUACAUAUUUAAUACCAGCACCAUUAACUUCCAAAAAAACUUGGUUCUUGCGAAUUAUGGCUGGUGAUGAUGAAAAAAACCUAUGGACAGAUAUGGGUACUAUUCAACUUAAGCCUGCUGAUACUUGUUCAUUAGAUGAAAUCGAUGUAAAAUACAUGUUUGGGAUAAACAGAAAAAAUACGAUUGUUUUACGCAUUACUCCUAAUACCUCAAUACAAUUUUCUGAUAUCACUAUUGAAGACAAUUUGAUGAAAGAAAAUGCAUCUAUUACGACAUCAGAUGAAUCAAAAGAAGCUUCAAUGACAACAGACAAAUCUACUACUUUAAUCGAUACUUUGUCAGAUCAUUUAUUUUUCGAGUUACUUAAAGAGUAUCGAGAUUUGAGUGCUUUCGAAAGAAAGAGAAAACUUGGAAAUUGGAUAAAAGAUCUAAAUCGUGUGUGCAGAGAUAUUGAACAAAUAACCAUAUAUGAUUGCAAAAUGCCGGAACUACCAUUCUAUAAUCCUAUACCUAAACAAGACAGUAUAAUUGCAACACCAACAAUUGCACUGGAAAGAGAUUUUCAAACACUAAAAGUUUCAUCUCCACCCACGCAUCAUUUUCUUAUGACUCUACUAUUAUCGAAGUACGAAUAUUUAGAAAGAACAAUCGUACAAACAGUGAACACAUUAAAUGCAACAGUUGAUGAAAAUGAACUCAAUCGAAUUCAACAUCGUAUUUUUCUAGGAUUUGAUUCAGCCGAUGCUUUAAAACAAGAAUUACAAACAUUCAAAGAAGUAUUUCAUUUCGACAAGUUAGCAGCUACUCUAUCGAAAUUACAUGAUGCAUCACUUGCUAUAGAAAAAGAUCUACAAUCUAACAUAGAAUUUCGACAGAUACUCGAUAGAUCAUUAGAAAAUCUUCAACGUAAUGGCUUUCUCGUCCAAUUGAUUGACAACGAAGAAACAGUAUCAAAAGAGAAUGUUGACAAAAUCUAUACAAAACAAAUGCGUCUAUUACUCCGUGAUGGAAAUGGAUUGGCUGAACGUGAACUUAAUUUUGGCUUAGAAAUCUAUCGUAUUCUGAUUUCGAUUGAAUUGAAUUUGAUACAAUUACUUGUUCAUCCACUCGAAACAAAAGAGCAUUGUGAGAAAGCUAUUUUUAUACUCGAUACGAUAAGAAAGCAUCUAGUCCGAAAAGAACAACAAACAUUGAUGAAUGAAAAAGAAUUAGGUGCGUGUCAAGUGAUCAUUGAUGAAACAUCAGUUCUGAUCCAUGAACGAAAAAAACAAAUGCGAUCUAUUACACAGCCAUCACGUAUAGCUAAUCUAAACGAAAUAAGUAAAAAAGUUAAUGUUACAACACUGAUGAAGUCGACCGGUUCACCAUCUACAAGUAAAAUAACGCUUAAUAAGCAGAAUGGCGAAUAUUUUGCAUCACAUUCAUCGAUUAUCAUACAACUGGGACAAAUCAUUCAGAAUUGGUCUUAUGCACAAUUAAAUACAAAAUCAAUUCAAAUUGUAAAUAAUAGUGAUGAUGAAAUCAAUUUUGAUAUGUCAUCUACUUCUGAUGAACGUUCCAAAUCUGCAUUUGUGAUUCAUCAUUCAUCAUCUGUCCUUGAUCCACAUGAUUUGAAUACUAUCAAGGUAACACCAAAUAGUGAAAUUAAUCAAGGUAAAUAUCAAGAACAAUGGCAAUUGAAAUUAGGAAAUAAUCGUUUGAUCAUAUCUAUUAUUCUUUGUUGCGAAAUAAAACAAUUUUCGAUUGGUAUCGAUCUACCAUUGUUCGAAGCAACAGUUGAUGAUCAAUCGUUGAAUCAAGUCAAAACUUAUUUAAUCGAUUUUGGCAUAGUUCUCGCUUGCUCUGAUAAACAUGAAAAACGUUCAUUUACUCUUCAAAAUCCAACAGCACUCGAUCUACGAGUUAAAAUACGUCGAGAAGGUGGUGCCAUUGGAAAAUUUGAAAUUGAUAGUAAAUAUUCAGCAUUUUUCCUACUUGCAUACGAAUCAAAAACAUUAACUGUUGAUUGGAAUAUACAAGAUAUAGUUCAAGAUGCAAGAUGUGUCUAUGAAAUUUACUUUAGUAAAGAUUUCAAAGUUCGAAUUAUUUGUUUAGGCAAAUUACGAAGAAUUUCUUAUGAUCUCAUUUAUAAAUCAAUAUCUUUAACAGGGAAAAAGUUUUGUAUUGACUUAGAACCAUGUCUUCCAGGCACAACUCUCUAUGAAGAACUUACAAUACACAAUACAGGUGAAGUAAAAAUGGUCAUCGAAUCAAAACCUGAAAAUAUUUCGAAAAUGGUUGUCAUGAUGCUAUCUCACCACCAAGUUCUUCUGGAACCAGGUACAUCAUUUAUAUUGAAAAUCGGAUUACAAGUCAAAGAUGCACAUCGAGUAAUCGAAAAUCUUAUUGAUUUUAUUUUUCCUAAUGCAAGUCAACGUCCAUCGUUUAAAUUAAUAUUCAAGACGACAUCCGGUUGGCCAGAAUUAGAUAAAUCUCGCGUUAACUCUCUUAUAAAACUGCAAGUUUCUGAAGAAGCUAACGAUACAAAAGGUCAACUCAUUCUACACAAUAAAGGUCCGGUAAAAAUGUUCAUUGAUGAUAUACAUACCACAUCGACACAUGUCACUAUUGACAACCAUGUUCUGUUUCCAUUUAUCAUUCUACCUCAACAAACAGUUGAAUGUCAUUAUACAUACCAAGUUCAAAAGAAAUUAGCCUCAUUUGAUUGUGAAUUUCUUCUUCAAACAAACUGUAAAGAAAGAAUACAACGUAUUCCUUUCAAUUGUAAACGAAUGGCUGCGAUCAUUUCAUUAGAUCAGAAUAUUCUUCAUUGUGGUACACGAACACCAGGCUCAAAAAUUCCACCAUUUACAAUUGCAGUUAGAAAUGAUGGAAAUUUAUCUGCUCAAUUAGAAUACGAAUCAAAAGAGAAUUCUAUAUUCAAUUUCAAAUUUGCGAAUAAUGAAAAAAUUAUUGCACUAUCUCCACUUCAUCCACGAAAAAUUACAUGUACGGUUGAAAUAAAACAAACUGCACCAACAGGAAAUUUCAAAUUUGAUCUACCAUUAGUAGUUCGACUUUCAGAAAGAACGAUCAAAAGAUAUAAAUUGAUCAUUACUGGACGAAUCGAACCUCAAGAAAUAUUAAUAGAUAACAAACAACGGAUUGAUCUUCCAUCAUCAUGGAAACAUUUAUCACAAUCCGAAACCGAAACACGAUUAAUGGAAUUACUCGAAGACAAUACGAAUCUAUUUCGUCAAAGAGCAGCCACAGCCCUUGCUCCAAUUAUCACUCUAAUCGAUGGAUUAGUACAUUCCGAUCCUAAACGUUCAGAUACUCCUGCAGGUUUAACAUGUGAUUUGAUAUUGUCAGCUGUUGAAUCCGAUAAUCAUGAAGUGACAACAUAUACAAAUAAUAUCUACGAAAGUCUCAAACAUACAUUUGAAACAUUGACAACAACUGAAUGGAGAACUUUGUACGAAAAAAUACACGUAAUUGUGAAUGAAAAUUUGUCAAGAGCUAUUAUCGGUAUAGAAGGAAAGACACAAGCCGAAAAUCUAUCAUUAGCAAUUGAUUGUGCUGAAAAAUUAUCGAUUCUUUUCGAACAACAUGCAAGAAAGGAACAUGAACAAAUACUUGCACGUUUAAUUGAAUAUGAAAAGAAUAAUCAUAAAGAUCCUAGUAAAGAAAAUAUGGCAAAAAAACGUUUACUCGAUUAUGCAACUGAUUUAGUCAUGAAUCAAGAUGAAACUCAAAAACUAUCGAACAAGGAUAAACAACAGUUGAAAAAUUUGAUGGAAAAAGUAGUUAACACAAUUGAAGCAGUCGAAGAUACUAAAAACCCUGAACAAGCCUUAAGUACACUAAUCUCAGAAAUUACAACUGAAACAAAUCGUGAUCCACUACAAUUUCUUGAUCGACUAUUACAAUUAUCAUCUGAUGGUGAAUCGAUUAAUGAAAAUGUCAUUUUGCAGAAAAUGUUCGAAUCGAAUCUGCCAUUGGCUGAUUUGCAGCUUGUCACACAAGCAAUAGCUGCUUCGAAUAAUACUCUAUCUCCUUCUACUGUAUUCGAUUAUGUUCAAGAACAAUUAGAUGAUACAGAUGAAUCAAAAAAUGUCGUUGAAUUUAUGAAAUUAAGUGAAAGAAUUUCGAAUGAUAAAUUUUCACCAUCAAUAAACGAUCUAUCAACCUUUCCAUGUGUUCUUGCUUCACUAUCACCCGAUUUAAGUUCAACCGACAAAGAUACACUUCAAGGUUUACAACGUCUCAUUUCGAAUUUGACAAACGAAAUGAAACAAUCAGACAAAACAGAUCGAGACUGGAAAAUGUUCAUUGAUGAUAUAUGUACAACACUGCGGUCACAUAUUGAUCCAGCGACUGUCGAUUCAUUGAGAACAGUACUCACUAUCAUUCUAUUAUCGGACCAGACAUCGAUCUGCAAUAAUCAAGUCUGUGGUGAUAUUAUUUCUUCAAUGUUAAAUUUUGGAAAUGAUCGUUGCCGAUUAUUAUCGUUUGAUUUGAAAAAACUAAUUGAACCAAAAGAUUCAUAUAAUCUCUUGGAAACUGUAUUAUCAAUAACAUGUCACUGCCGUCAAUUAAAAUCAAAACAGAUCGUUUGGAUGGAAAUAUUGCAAAAAAAAUUUGCCCAAUUCCAAUUAGAACUGUCAUCUCCAACUUUGGUCACAAGUUUUGUUAAGACAGUUGAAGCAUCUCUUGUCGACGAAUUGAAAUUGAUCGAACAUAAAAACCUCAAUCAUCAUUUAGCGACCAUAUUCGAUAGCAUUUAG
This is a messenger RNA of Rotaria sp. Silwood1, 4971 nucleotides long. Lineage: Eukaryota; Metazoa; Rotifera; Eurotatoria; Philodinida; Philodinidae. The record is from the annotation of a GenBank genome assembly.